AUGAUUCAACAAGUUUGUAACGAAAUAAUUCAUUUGCCCGAUCCAAGUAUUUUAUAUACUGCAUUUCUCGAUAGAAUAACUAUUAGAAGACCUGCUUCUGCUGAUUGGGGUUUUGAGAUUGGAAGAACCUGUUUAGGCAUAAAUUUAAUAACUCGAGUUGAUUACAAUUCCCCGUCUGCAUUUCCAGAUAAAUUUGAUGUUGGGGAUGAAAUUUUGGAGAUUAACGGCCAAUCAGUUAUUGGAUGGAAAAGGACAACACUUUUACGCCGUUUAAACGAAAAACAACAAUUUUUGAGGCCCGGACAGGCACAAUUCUCGAAUUUAGAAAAUGUUGAAACUCAGCUACUUUUGUGUAAAAGACCGAGAGAAAGUUGCUCUCCUCAAAGAUUUCCUAAAAUACAGGAUUGUGGGAAUUUGGGAGGGGAUCAAGAGGCGAAGAGAUUGACUAAAUUGGCUUUGGAUUUUAAAAAUAAGAUUGGAACAGAUUUUUCUAUGAGAUGGCAUCGAAAUCAAAAAGAAAUUUCAAACGAAUUAAAAAAACAAGAAAACAACAAUUCCUCCAACCAUUUAGCCCUUCGACGUGUUCGUUCUUCAAGUUUUACAGCAAAUGUAAAUUCAAAUAGUCGAAGAUGCAGUGAUUGUUCAUUACCUCAAGCAAGUAGAUGUAUUUCACUUUUAAUUCCAACUGGGAAACAACAAUUAUUUCGAAGAGCUUCUGUGUGGAAUGAAAGCCCGCCUGGCACUUUACAUUCUCCUUUUAAGGAUUCAAAUUCAUGGCUACUUUUACUAGCUUCUUGGGGCACAGAAAAUAAUCGUUUGGCAACAACAACUAGACCCGAUCGAAUUCAAAAAAGGCCUCCACCAUUGAAGGGGAUUCUCGAACCUGGCGAAGUUUCUGUUGUGGUGGAUAAAGGAGAAAUUGAGGAUGGACAAAAUGGUUAG
This is a messenger RNA of Meloidogyne enterolobii, 942 nucleotides long. The record is from the annotation of a GenBank genome assembly. Lineage: Eukaryota; Metazoa; Nematoda; Chromadorea; Rhabditida; Meloidogynidae.